AUGUCCUGAGGAUGGAGCCCACAUUGCAACCCACGGCCGAGCAUAGCUUGGACGCGCUGUGCAGAAACACCAAGUUCACCAGACACCAGAUUCAGCUCAUGUACAGAAGCUUCAAGCAGGAGUGCCCCACGGGGUUCGUGGAAGAGGACAACUUCAAACACAUCUUUGCACAGUUCUUCCCAUAUGGAAACGCCUGCUCAUACGCCCGCUACGUCUUCAAGAGCUUCGACCGGAACAGGAACGGUGCCAUCAGCUUCAAGGACCUGCUCUACUGCCUGUCGCUGCUGUGCUUCGGGAGCGUGCAGGAGAAACUGCGUUGGGCCUUUUCGCUAUAUGACGUCAACGGCGAUGGCUUCAUUACGCGCCAGGAGCUCAGGGACGUCGUCUGUUCGGUGUACGCGCUCCUGGGCCGCCGCUCGAGUACGGACGAGAGGGCACUACGCGAACACGUGGACCGCGUAUUCCAGAAAAUGGACGUUAACCAGGACGGUGUCGUCACCAUGGACGAGUUCAUGGAGAUCUGUUCCAAGGACGACACCAUCGCUAAGUCCUUGACUCUUCUGGAUACGACGCUGUAGCACUGGUUGUCAAGGGUUUCUUGGUUCUUCUGAGAGCAGAGUACGCGAACCACGAUCAGCGAUGAGCUCCCAUUGAAAACUCACCCUUCGCUUUAAACUUCGCCGUCCAGCGACUCUGCGGGCCACAAAGUUUGGAGCGUAUGUCGCAUGGUUCCCUGGACAACCUACACGUGCGACUACAUGUAACAGAGUACAAGGCAUCGCGCUUUCACCACAAGUAUGCAAGUAUAGUGGGCUCAGUUGCGUAUCGUACAUUUACGUUCGGUCAUCCUUUAUAGUUUUGAAUUAGUGUAGAAGUUAUGUGACGAUGGGGCCGCAGAAAAAAAAAAAGUCAAGAAUUAAUGGGGCGAAGCUUCCUCAUCUGCGGGCCCAGCCCUGCUCAAGCGCAGUAGUGUUUUGAUACAAUCACUUUUCAGAGAGGCGCACCGAAAGCUGUCGCGUGUGUCGUGCAACGCGCUGCACGGGAACUCGCACCACGUAAUGUCGUUACACCGCAGGUGCGCAUGUUCAGGCCUGGCCAAAACUGCUGCUGCCGCUGACAAAUCUGCAAGGUACAACACGGGCCAGGCUAGUCAACUACGAAUCCGCAGUGCAAUUCUUCGACAAACGACAUAGUUGCGACCAAGUACAGCUUGAGCGCGGGAAAACGAACAUCGAGCGACGUGCUUUAGGAAGCUGUCAUGCAUUUUAUUUUCUUCUUACGGCAAGCUAGAGCAGAAGACCGGACAUUACUAGUCCGUUGGCUGCACCAUUUUUCUUUUUUUUAGGAGUACUGACACGGAAUUCCAAAGGUGAAACACGUCCGUCAUUCAAUUAAUCCGUGCACGUGGAUAUACUCGAACAAGUAUACUAACUGCACAUGAAAAUUCGAUAUUUUAACUGGGCCUUGUGCGCAGAACUUUCCUUUUUUUCGGUAGGUUAGAGCUGGGCAGGCCCCAUAUUAACAAAACAUAUUUCUAGAGAAGUGGGGGUGCACGUGACCGGUGCCACCCCCCCUGCCCCCAGCUACGCCAUUGCUUGUGGUCGACAACUUCAAACAGAACGUCGCCAGUAAAAAUAAUGCAAAGGCAUCCUGUGACGGUAGGCAAGGUUUCGGUACAUUCAGCGAGUUAGCGAGUACUAAAAGGCGUUGGGACGCAGGUAUGUGCAGGGAGCAUGGAUCAGCAGACUACCUGACCUAUGUCCUGCUUUCGCACUGUAACCAUAUCACAAUGGAUAAUUACGAACUAACCCAAUUCAUCAAGCUUGUAGGACAAGUUGGCAUGGGUCAUUUUUCAAAACUGACGUUUCUUCCUCCUUUCUAAUCGAGCCAAAUAGCCAACCUAUUAAUGCGGUACAUCCCUCGUCUUCGCUUCGUUAAGUGUGGAUUUAAGCAGUAUUUUAUCGCAUGUAGAAUGAGAAGGAACUUCAAAUGGAGGCAGAACAGGGAAAAAUUGGUUUGGUGGAACAAGAGAGAGUUCGAAGCACUCUACAUGUCCCCUCUACAUGUUUACUCCUGCGUCACAUGCUCAGCAUUGCGUCCUGUGUGCAUCAGCAGUUUGUGAUAUCAUGUGAUCACCACCCGUAUUGCGAGCAACUAAAGGAGAUGCACAGUGAGGCAAAUAAUAUUCCGUACCAUGGUCCUUGGUUCAUCGUCACACAAAAAGCAUCCAAAAAUUUUGUGUCAGUACUCCUUUAACUUUGCAGUUGGCGCUUUCCUGUCGCAUAUCGCCCAUUACUUGGAGCCCCACCACACUAGCCUUGCUGAUGGGGUUGGUCAAAAACAAUGCAAUCAAAAAAACAAAAAUGCAGCAGGAGAUUUCACAUAUACCAACCGCCACGAAUAGUAAGGCUGAAUCCUCCAACUGCCCAGGCAAAAUGCCCAUCUAACAUGGUAAUGGGGGGCAGUCAUCGAACAAUCUAGUGCUCUAAGUAAGCAGCCAGCAGUUGGCUUCCAGUUUGUACUUUCAGGCACAACCAUACCACAGUGACUGUGCAAAAUGUUGUGUAGCAUUGUGCCACUGCUGAUACAGUUUGUGGCCAAACGGACAAAUGAAAGUGAACUUAUACCUCCUGUAGGAGCAUUAAACUGAGUGACAAACCAUUGGUCAUACCAGCCUAACAACCACACUACACCUUGGGUGGAUUGUAAGGGCAAACCAGACUGUGGUGUGCAUGUCGGAGUGCACACACAGUUCGCAAGCCAUGCGAGUGUGAUCCGCCCAAAGUCAAAAGCCUUACCAUUAGCUAAACGAAUUUCAGAUUUGAUGCAAGCUCUCUUCAUAGACAGGUAUGCUCUCACGCGGCUGAGGUCCACAAUAUGUGCAAAAUUGUGGAGGAGAAUGCUUCCUAUUUGUGGCAACUGCCCGAGGCAGGCUUUCGCUACAAGAAUAGAGGUGCAACAGUGGUGCUCAUGCAUAGGUUGCGUCAUUACUAAUUGUGGGGCUGGGCACACAGAGUGCAUUUACAUGUCUCAGAGUGAUCGAUGCACUACAUUGCUAGCGUCAUCACGUCCCGAUACUCACAUUUACAGGAAGAGUCGAGACAGCAAGUAGGAUAUGGCAGCCUGUGCCUGCACAAGCCUACAGUGAUCAGCAGGCACAUAUCGCAAGACAAAAGUUCGAAAUCUGGGGAUUGUCUGUAGCAUUUCCACAGACUAGUGAAACAGAAGGCUUCCAUUAAAAAAAAAGAAAGAAAAAAAGAUGGCAAGUUAUUCUAGUUUUGGAAGUGUCACAUUAUAAUAGUGAAGGCUUGGCAUAAGUAGUCUUCUCUGCACCUUGCCAGAUAUUCAUAUUUGUAUAUAUAUAUAUAUAUAAAAAGAUAUGAAGUCCUGCUAUUUUUCUUUUACCCAACCCUCUUACUGCGAAGGGUUCCUACAAAUAAACUGCAUCCAUCUCACAUCCCUUUUUCUUUCCUACCAAGCACACCACCAGGCAACUGAUAAAACAUGUCUUAGCAGUGAACUGCAUUUAGUACAAUGCUACCAAACCCAUCACCUCUUUGAGAAAGCAUGGCUGGCACAAUACUAUAAUUUAUUUUGCAGUGAAAACAAAACACAAAUCCUCAAAAUAAGCAGGAAAACAACAUAACCACUCCCAUAAUGGAUGUCAAUAGGGUAUAAUAAUAAUCCUAUUUCAAAACAAUAUCAGAGCUAUUCUCCCAUUUCAAUGCAGCAUCAGUACGGCGUACUAAAGCAUUCUGCACAAAAACCUGCUUUGUUGGUGAAACACGGUCAACCGAGAGUAACACAAAAGCAAGCAAUGUUCCAUCUUAAACAAAGGUGUGCUUGCAAGGAAAGAAAAGGAGAUGUGAAGGCAAGGCCAACUAUAAGGCCAAUCUGAGUGUUUUCCAAGACAGAGUAGGCCCCGGCCAAGGCCUACCAGUAUUGACUGGGACUGUGCUGUACUGGCACAGUAUAGCUUGCCAUGUAGCUGUAGCAUUAACAUUUCAGGUUGUUGUGCCUAGCCAGAGAAAAAGCGUGACAAAUUAAGAGAUAGCACGCAUAUUUUAGAAGUGUUAUAUGUCAAAGUGGAAAUUCAAUGCCAACAAAUUCUACUAUGUAGACGGGACACGUGCUUUCAGAGGUGACAUUCAAUGUAAUGCCUUUCUGCUGGGAAAGGAAUGAAAGUGUGAGGGCAGGAAACAAGCAAAUGAACGUCAGGUUGGGGGUUGAUUUGAGUGUCGUGCACAUGCCCAGCAUCUGCACAAGAGCAGGUCAGUUCCUGUAGGCAAUCAGAGAGCAGGAGUGUCGCAGACAGAACUCGGGCACAGAGGCCGUUGCAGCGGCCUGUUGCCUGCAGGGGCAACGCUCCAGCAGGACCAGGCAAUUGCAUGCGGAGACAGUGCUUUUUUAUAUGAGUUCAAAGUUUACCAAACCCUUGCAUCAUAGGCGACAGCUCUACCUGUUUGCUGCCAUAUGCUGAUACAAAGUCGCCUUACUGUGUUACAAGGGUGUGUUUGUAUGUCAGUCAAGAUUAUGUCACCCGCUUCAUGUUUGUAUAAAGAUCGCUAUUUUUAUAUGUGGAAAUAAUGAGUAAGCCCUUGCAACAUGCUAACCUACCCAUCACUAAUUAGGCAAGCCAUAUGUUCUUCCUUACUGCGUUUCCAAAGUACUUGUACUUGGCCAAUCUUUUUGCACCCUCUCCGGUGGUUUGCAGAACGGGGCUCAGUAUGACAGACUGCUCUCGAGUUGUGUGUCCCUUCCCAGGCCUUGUUGUGUCUUCCAUGUUGAUGUUAAAUUAUUGAGCCCUCAGGAUUAUUUAUGCAACCAUGUAACCUGCAUGAGAACCGUAGCAGUAUGGCUCCAGUGGCCCAACUAAUUUGCAUGUGGGCAGCUUUGGUGGACUUCCAUCUGCUAUUUUCUUUCCCGGAUAAGUCUGUGUUUAUCUUGGAAACUUGCGUCUUGUACUAAAAGCAGCAUCAAGAUUCUGCUGCAGGCCAGGUGCACUGAGAGCAAGGUAGCCCUCUUAUGACAAAGGGGCAUUUGUAUAGAUGCCAACUUAGGAUGCGUGUUACAAGUGUUUACGUCCUGGCUCACUUCCCUCCAUGUUUGCAGUGCGUGACUCUGUUGUAUGUGCAAUGACCGUGUUUUCU
This is a messenger RNA of Dermacentor silvarum, 5150 nucleotides long. Its product is annotated as calsenilin. The transcript is spliced from 6 exons. The record is from RefSeq and is a predicted model, not a curated record. The coding region runs from base 12 to 578 and encodes 188 amino acids. Gene Ontology annotation, molecular function: calcium ion binding. NCBI's taxonomy places the organism in Eukaryota, Metazoa, Arthropoda, Arachnida, Ixodida, Ixodidae.